Dioszegia hungarica is the source of this 831-nucleotide messenger RNA. RefSeq lists its product as uncharacterized. The transcript has a single exon. The record is from RefSeq and is a predicted model, not a curated record. Bases 1 to 831 code for a protein of 276 amino acids. Lineage: Eukaryota; Fungi; Basidiomycota; Tremellomycetes; Tremellales; Bulleribasidiaceae.
AUGCCUUCAACCCGCAGCACUCGCCGAACCACACCUCCUCCCCCCGUCCCUCGCGUCUCCAUCCCAACGCAGACCUCCCCCAUCACUUCCCUUACCGAAUACCAGCGCAUAUACCCCAACGACGAUCCCCAGCUCUUCUUCCCUGGCCUCUCUGGUCCAUCCCAACCCGUCUACGGCAAAGUCCACUCUGCUCCCCUAGACGACACCGACCAAACAGUGAUGGACGAUACCACUAGCGACCAGCACGUCCAUCGCCGGCUCCUCCGACAGAUGUCUCGCUGCCCCUCAAUCGGCAUCUUUCCCUACAUGGUUGCACCGAUCAAGCGGACGGCUCGAAUGACCGAAAGGUCCCAUCGAAACAAGCAAGGUGACGAACGGUACACGUUCACAUUUGCCAGUAUGAUGGGUUGGAAGCUGGGGAAGCGGGGAGUGAGGAUUGGUCUAGUGAGAUCAGGGGUCGGGGUUGGCGGGCUCGCGGAGAGCGCCCAUAUCUGGGUGUGCGCUCUGGUCGACAGGGAGGGAGAGAAGAAGGACUUGAUUGUCAACGACGAGUCUGGAGAGUCGACCGUGGCGGCUCGGAAUCCGAUCAUGCGGAAUGACAUUGUCGGCGGCGUGCGGACGGUCAUCGAUCUGCUCGCCACGGAGUAUAGAAUCAAGUUGGGAAAUGUAUGGUGGGGAGGGCGCAAGAGCGAUGUGGGGUUGAGGGGUCGGGACAAUGUUUGCCUGGAAUCUGCCAUGCGAUUUCUCGAGCGCUUCUGUGCGGAGGUGGAGGAGAAGGAGGGGGAGGUAUCGGUGGAGAUGCUGCAGAGGUAUAAGCUGCAGCUGGUAUAA